Messenger RNA from Prinia subflava (tawny-flanked prinia), 2596 nucleotides. It is a transcript of the gene GFM1, whose product is annotated as G elongation factor mitochondrial 1. The record is from RefSeq and is a predicted model, not a curated record. Gene Ontology annotation, biological process: mitochondrial translational elongation. Gene Ontology annotation, molecular function: GTP binding; GTPase activity; translation elongation factor activity. Gene Ontology annotation, cellular component: mitochondrion. Bases 100 to 2325 code for a protein of 741 amino acids. NCBI's taxonomy places the organism in Eukaryota, Metazoa, Chordata, Aves, Passeriformes, Cisticolidae. The transcript has 18 exons.
GAGCGACCCGGGGCUGGCCCCGCGAUUGGAGCCGGGGCCGGAGCCGCGAUUGGAGCCGGGAGCGGGGCCGGGAGCGGGGCCGCAGCCGCAGCCGGGGCCAUGCUCAGCGUGCUACGGGCCGGGCUGGCCCCGGGCCGCCCGCGGCACACGCAGCUCCUGGUGGCCUCCUGCAGGCGCUGCUCCUCGGGGGUCCUUCCCAACGAGAGGAUCAGGAACAUCGGGAUCUCGGCUCACAUCGACUCCGGCAAGACCACGCUGACGGAGCGGAUCCUGUUCUACACGGGCAGGAUCGCGCAGAUGCACGAGGUGAAAGGUAAGGAUGGAGUUGGAGCCGUGAUGGAUUCCAUGGAGCUGGAGCGACAGCGGGGCAUCACCAUCCAGUCUGCAGCCACUUACACCAUGUGGAAGGACACCAACAUCAACAUCAUCGACACGCCAGGCCAUGUGGACUUCACCAUUGAAGUGGAGAGGUCUCUGAGGGUGCUGGAUGGAGCCAUCCUGGUUCUCUGUGCUGUGGGAGGGGUCCAGUGCCAGACCAUCACUGUCAACAGGCAGAUGAAGCGUUACAACGUGCCCUUCCUCACCUUCAUCAACAAGCUGGACAGGAUGGGCUCCAACCCGGCCAGAGCAGUGCAGCAGCUCAGAUCGAAGCUGAAACACAAUGCAGCUUUUGUUCAGAUUCCAAUUGGGCUGGAGGGGAAAUUUAAAGGAAUUAUAGAUCUCAUUGAAGAAAAAGCCAUCUAUUUUGAUGGGGCACUUGGCCAGACCCUGAGGCUGGAGGAGAUCCCGGCUGAGUUCCGGGCGGAGGCUGCGGAGCGGCGCCGGGAGCUGAUCGAGUGCGUGGCCAACGCUGAUGAGCUGCUGGGGGAGCUCUUCCUGGAGGAGAAGAUCCCCACAGCUGCACAGUUAAAGCUGGCAAUCCGAAGGGCCACGCUGCAGAAAUCCUUCACCCCUGUCCUCGUGGGAAGUGCUUUGAAGAACAAAGGGGUGCAGCCACUGCUGGAUGCUGUCCUGGAAUACCUUCCCAAUCCUUCUGAGGUGGAGAACUACGCCCUCCUCAACCAGGGGGAUUCUCAGGACCAAACCAAGUUCCUGUUGAACUCUGCUCGUGACGAUUCCCAGCCUUUCAUCGGCCUUGCCUUCAAACUGGAGGCUGGCAGGUUUGGGCAGCUCACCUACGUCAGGGUGUACCAGGGCAUGCUGAGGAAGGCGGAUUACAUCUACAACACCCGCACCGGCAAGAAGGUCCGCGUGCAGAGACUGGUGAGGAUGCACUCGGACAACAUGGAGGAUGUGAACGAGGUCUAUGCUGGGGACAUCUGUGCCCUGUUUGGGAUCGACUGUGCCAGCGGGGACACGUUCACAGACAAAACCAGCACGGACAUCUCCAUGGAGUCCAUCCACGUCCCUGACCCCGUCAUUUCCGUGGCUAUGAAGCCUUCCAACAAGAAUGACCUGGAUAAGUUUUCCAAAGGCCUGGGCCGCUUCACCAGGGAAGAUCCCACCUUCAGGACCCACUUUGAUGAGGAGAGCAAGGAGACCAUUGUCUCUGGGAUGGGGGAGCUGCACCUGGAAAUCUAUGCCCAGAGAAUGGAGAGGGAAUAUGGUUGUCCUUGCACCAUGGGGAAGCCCAAAGUUGCCUUCAGGGAGAACAUCUCCGCCCCCGUGCCGUUUGAGUUCACCCACAAGAAGCAGUCGGGAGGAGCGGGCCAGUACGGCAAAGUCAUCGGAGUGCUGGAGCCCCUGGAGCCAGAGGACUUCACCAAGCUGGAAUUUGAGGACAGAACCAUCGGCACAAAUAUUCCCAAGCAGUUUGUGCCCGCUGUGGAAAAGGGAUUCCGGGAGGCCUGUGAGAAGGGCCUGGUGUCGGGACACCGCAUCUCCGGCGUGCGCUUCGUGCUGGAGGACGGCGCCCACCACAUGGUGGACUCCAACGAGAUCUCCUUCAUCAGGGCGGGAGAGGGAGCCCUGAGACAAGCCAUGGAGAACGCUGCCGUGCGCAUCCUGGAGCCCAUCAUGGCCGUGGAGGUGCUGGCUCCCACGGAGUUCCAGGGGGCCGUGAUAGCCGGGAUCAACCGGCGCCACGGCGUCAUCACGGGCCAGGACGGCUCCGAGGGCUACUUCACUCUCUAUGCUGAGGUGCCACUGAACAAUAUGUUUGGAUAUGCCACUGAGCUGAGGUCCUGCACAGAGGGAAAAGGGGAGUACACCAUGGAAUACUGCAAAUACCAGCCCUGCUCAGCCAGCACUCAGGAGGAAAUCAUCAACAAAUACCUGGAAGCAACAGGGAGACUUCCUGCCAAGAAGGGCAAAGCCAAGAGCUGAUGGGAUUCCUCUGGAGUGCACUGAACAGUUUGUCCCAGCCUUCUCCAGCAGCUUUUCCAGGCUGUGGAAGCAGAGGCUGGCUGGGUAAGGUGGGCUCCAUUUGGACUUGGAAUUUUACCAUCAACCCUUUCCUCUGGGGCUCAGCAGCACCAGGGGAUCACCACGGGAUUGCUCACGUGUAAAUGCUCCUGUAACAAAUAGAUGUUAAAACACGGGUGAUGAUUUGCUUGAGAUUGUCUUAAUUAAUAUCUAUUAAAAUAAUCCUAUUUUU